AAAAUUACCUGUACCUGGAUUAUAUAAAAUAGUGGAUGAAAUCUUAGUUAACGUGCUGACAACAAGGAACAAUAUGAUCGUAAUCGAACAACCAAUUCUCACUACUUGUUCCGAAAAUGCUUGUGACUACACGGGGUCAUCUUUACAAAAAUUUAAGAUGACUCGGUUUGAUGAUGAUAUAAUUUCUCUCUCAGCAUACGAUUUGGCGGGGUGUUAA
Funneliformis mosseae is the source of this 217-nucleotide messenger RNA. Lineage: Eukaryota; Fungi; Glomeromycota; Glomeromycetes; Glomerales; Glomeraceae. The record is from the annotation of a GenBank genome assembly.